CGUGACACAAAGGAACGAGGAAUAUGCGAUGAAGAUAAUUGACCUCUGCCCUUCACUCGUUAGCGUUACUAACGUCGACGGAAACACUCCUCUUCAUUUAGCUGCUGAAAUUGGAAACGAAAGUAUCCUCUGGAAAAUGUUGAGGUGUGGAAGAGCAGACUGCAUGAAGAUUAAUAAGCAAGGACAAACAGCAUUCAUAUUAGCAUGCCUCAACAAUCACCUCGAUGCUGCACUUACCCUCGUAGAAAAUAUGCGGUCUAUGACGAUGGUGGAACUUGAUGCAGCCUUUACAGGACAGCAACCAGUUAUCAUAGAUAAAAUGCUGGAGAAAUUCCCGAGCCUAGUUCUUGAUGUGGAUGAAGAGCAGUCGACGCUAUUGCAUAAAGCCGUGACACAAAGGAACGAGGAAUAUGCGACGAAGGUAAUCGACCUCUGCCCAUCACUCGUUAGCGUUACUAACGUCGACGGAAACACUCCUCUUCAUUUAGCUGCUGAAAUUGGAAACAUAAAUAUCCUCUGGAAAAUGUUGGAGACCGGAGAAGCAGAGUGCAUGAAGAUUAAUAAGCAAGGACAAACAGCAUUCAUAUUAGCAUGCCUCAACAAUAACGUUAAUUCUGCCAGAAUCCUUGUAGAAGGAACGAGUUCUAUGACGAUGGUGGAACUUAAUGCAGCCUUUUCAGAACAGCAACAAGUUAUCAUAGAUUCCAUACUAGAGAAAUUCCCGAACCUAAUUCUUGAUGCUGAUGAAGAGCAGUCGACGCUAUUGCAUAAAGCGUGCAAAUCAGGAAACCUUGAGAUGGCAAGGACACUAUUAGAUGUUGAUGUUAAUCAAGAAAUUGCAGAAAAGGUGGAUAAAGAUGGUUUGACCCCUUUGCAUCGCGCGGUGAUAAACGGUUCAGUUGAAAUCCUAAAGGAGUUUCUAUGCAAGGCUCCUUCGUCUUUCAACAUAACCACACAAGGAACAAUCGAAACAGUUUUCCACUUAGCUGCGAAAUACCAAAAAACCAAAGCAUUCAUCUUCAUGGCCCAGAGUGCAAACAUACGCCAACUUCUUUACAGCCUCGACGCAGAGGACAACACUGUACUUCAUGUUGCCGCCUCCGUAGACUCCACUUCUCUAGUACGCCACAUUCUUUCGGAAACAACAAUUGAUGUCACCUUGAAAAACAAGAAAGGUUUUGCAGCCGUUGACCUAAUCGACAAAGAGGGUGUAGACUUUCCUCUACUCUCUCUAUGGUUCCGGGAUGAAGCAGAAAAAAUUCAACGCCCUGCGAGGUAUGUUAAAUUUGCACAUGAACCUGUAGAACUCAUCCGAAACACAAACAAUGGGGAGAAGUUAAGUUCUGAAAGUCGUGCGAUGGAUUUGCUAAGAGAAGGUAGAGAUCCUAGAAACAAGGAACGUGAAAUGCAUUCAGAGAGUCUACAGAACGCAAGGAACACUAUUACUAUUGUCGCUGUCUUGAUUGCAUCGGUUGCUUUCACAUGCGGGAUAAACCCUCCUGGUGGUGUCCACCAAGACGGACCCUUCAUCGGGAAAGCAACCGCAGGGAGAACAUUGGCUUUUAAGAUCUUCUCGGUAGCAAACAACAUUGCUUUGUUUACAUCACUAAGUAUCGUCACUCUUCUGGUCAGCAUUAUAUCCUAUAGAACGAAAGCACUGAAGAUGUGUGUGGUCAUAGCACAUAAGAUGAUGUGGUUGGCCGUGGCAUCCAUGGCAACUGCUUAUGCUGCAUCGGCAUGGAUCACUGUGCCACAUAACGAGGGAUCUAAAUGGUUAGUCUACACCACUUCUGCUAUCGCUAGCGUUGCGCUAGGAAGUAUGUUUGUGUAUGUGUCAUUUAUGAUGGUUAAACACAUUUUGAAGAAGGAUAAAUUGAGACGUAACCAGUCUCACGGGAAAACCCCAAGUACGACCUUGGACAUGGAAGCCGCUGGUGAUGUCGGCUGCUAUUGGUUUUGAAAUAUGACUAUUUUUAUUUUUAUUUUUUUCCACGCACAUAUUUAUAUGAUAUUAUGAUAUUCCGAGAUAUAGUCACUUUUUAUAUAUUCAAUGUUGC
Molecule: messenger RNA, 2057 nt
Organism: Arabidopsis thaliana (thale cress)
Lineage: Eukaryota; Viridiplantae; Streptophyta; Magnoliopsida; Brassicales; Brassicaceae
Product: Ankyrin repeat family protein
Exons: 4
Coding region: 29-1960 (643 amino acids)
Cellular component (GO): membrane
Source: RefSeq, marked reviewed